Molecule: messenger RNA, 1577 nt
Organism: Talaromyces proteolyticus
Lineage: Eukaryota; Fungi; Ascomycota; Eurotiomycetes; Eurotiales; Trichocomaceae
Product: protocatechuate 3,4-dioxygenase beta subunit
Exons: 2
Coding region: 311-1249 (312 amino acids)
Biological process (GO): catechol-containing compound metabolic process
Molecular function (GO): catechol 1,2-dioxygenase activity; ferric iron binding
Source: RefSeq, a predicted model, not a curated record
CAUAAGCGCGCAAUGCGUGACUGGCAACGCACAGGCUUGUUGCCUGAGGCUUGGCGCCGCUCGGCAGUUGAAGCAGACACUGCCAGAGAACCGCAAGAUGGAACUAACUAUCAACUGAUCUCACAACAUCGGCAUGUGGCUGCGGUAUUAUUUCCGUUUGCACGGAUGGGCAGCCGACAGAUUUGCCGUCAACAUCACGUCUAGGAACCUGACUUGACAAUGCUAUUUAAGGCAGCUGUCUUCCUCACCCCAGACUUCCCCACAACCAAGCAUCUUUGCCUGCGCACACUCACUCUCAUACCCGCCCACGAUGUCUUCCACUCGUCAAUUCGAUCCGGACUUCACUCCUUAUGUCGUCAACGCUAUGGGUCCUAAAACGCCGGAGCGUGCGCGCGUGGUUCUCGGCUCUUUGAUCAAGCACAUUCACGAGUUUGCUCGAGAGGUCGAGCUCACCCCAGCCGAGUGGAUGCUUGGCGUCGAGUUCAUCAACUCCAUUGGCCAGAUAAGCACCCCGAUACGCAACGAGUGCCAUCGUAUCUGUGACGUGAUUGGCCUCGAAUCCCUGGUUGACGAAAUCGCCAACAAAAUCGUCACUGAACAGGGAAUAUCCCCUACCUCCAACGUCAUUCUAGGCCCAUUCUGGUCACCUAACGCUCCGUUCCGCAACCUAGGCGACAGUAUUAUUCAAAACCCGAACCCUAACGGCAAGGUCACCUAUAUGCAUGGUGUUCUUAAAGAUAUGGAAACUGGUGAGCCCAUCGUCGGUGCUGUCCUUGAUAUUUGGCAAGCCUCUGCCAACGGCAAAUACGACUUCCAAGACCCAGACCAAACCGAAAACAAUCUGCGUGGAAAGUUCACGUCGAAUGAGAAAGGGGAAUUCUUCUGGUAUUGCUACCACCCUACGCCCUACUCGUUACCCACCGAUGGCCCAGCGGGCGUGCUUCUCAAUUUAAUGGACCGCUCCCCAAUGCGACCUGCUCAUAUACAUCUCAUGAUCACCCACCCUAAAUACGCCACAGUCAUCAACCAGAUUUAUCCUAACAACGACCCGCACCUUGAUAUCGACUCUGUUUUUGCUGUGAAGGAUGACCUUGUUGUUGAAUUCAAACCAAAGACCGAUGACCCCAAAGCACAGCUUGAUCUUGAAUAUAACGUACAAAUGGCUCUUAAAAAACAUCAUCCCAAUCCAUAUUCUGCACCCCCCGUUUCUUCAUUUGAGCGUCACAAUAAGGCUACUCAAAAGCUUUGACGAGGCUGCGUUCAAGGGUGACAUGGAGAGCUUUUAUGUAUAUAGUUACUGAUUUUUUUGGUUAUAAAGAAUAUUGUCAAUCUACGUGCAGAUUGGCGAGCGAUGAAUGAACGAAAUUAUUAUAAGCGAUAAUUUUUCCCGUGUCCGCUCCAAAGAAUGAUGCAGGUGUUGCUUGAUGUUCAAUGUUCUUUUUUUGGACGUACGUACAAUGUGAAAAGGGGGACUUGAUACCCAUCUCUUGGCGACGUUUUUUCGUCGUACGUAUACUACCAUAUAUAUAUCUGCAAAAGGGUUAUCAUCCAAUUCCAUGAGAAUACUUGAAUAAAAA